Messenger RNA from Syngnathus typhle (broad-nosed pipefish), 2206 nucleotides. RefSeq lists its product as uncharacterized. The record is from RefSeq and is a predicted model, not a curated record. The transcript is spliced from 7 exons. Lineage: Eukaryota; Metazoa; Chordata; Actinopteri; Syngnathiformes; Syngnathidae. Bases 306 to 1292 code for a protein of 328 amino acids.
AAAGAAAUCAAAAAAGACCUGGAUUGUAAAAGUAAAACCGCUAAAUUAUACUAUUAAUGUAAGCUUCCGGAGAGAACGUAUUAAUUAAAUUUAAAAAAAAGUCUAAAACGUCAUUUCCGCUUUGUGCCAACGUUUAUUAAAGUGUCACGUCAGGUUACAGCUCAUACAGUUUUAUAUCACGUUUGUUGCUCUAGGUAGUGAUUUGAUGAGUGUUACCAAAAAGGGUCAAACGCCAAUGAGUUAAAAACACUCCUUCAAUUGUUUAAUUGACUUUUCUUUUAUUAACAACAUUAACAAAAACUAAAAUGCAACUCUACGUUGAGACAGCGAGGGAGUUUGUUAAAACGCACGCCAUCGGUAUCACCGUCGCAGUUGUAACAGGGGCAAGCCUGCUGGCCUUGCGGAGGUGGAUGGCGGGGGAAGUGUGUCGGAGCAAGGCCAGGCUGGAUGGGAAAACAGUGCUGAUCACGGGCGCCAACACCGGCAUCGGCAAGGAGACAGCCCUGGAUCUGGCGCGACGAGGGGCCAGAGUGAUCCUGGCCUGCAGGGACUUGACCAAAGCCCACAUGGCGGCCGACGACAUCCGCCAGCAGAGUGGCAACGACAAUGUGGUGGUGAAGAAGCUGGAUCUGGCCUCCUUGCAGUCAGUCCGAGACUUGGCAAGGGAGGUUAUGUUGACAGAGAAUCGCUUGGACAUUCUCAUAAACAAUGCAGGUGUCAUGAUGUGCCCGAAAUGGAAGACGGACGACAACUUUGAAAUGCAGUUUGGCGUCAACCACUUAGGACACUUCCUGCUCACCAACAUUCUCAUCGAUAUGCUGAAGAGGUCCGCGCCGAGUCGAGUCGUCAUCGUCUCCAGCUUGGAGCAUGAGAAGGGUCGCAUCCACUUUGAGGACAUCAACUUGGAGCUAGACUACCAACCUAACGUAAGCUACCGCCAAAGCAAGCUGGCCAAUGUGCUCUUCAGCAGAGAACUGGCCAACAGGAUGAAAGGCACCGGGGUGAACAUGUACUGCCUCAACCCCGGCGUGGCCCGGACCGAGCUGGGCCGCCACUUGAGUCCUACAUCCGUGUGGAAGAACCUGCUCUUGCUGCCUUACCUGAUGACCAUCAAAACUCCCCAGGAAGGAGCUCAGACCUCCAUUUAUUGUGCCGUGGACGAGAGCCUGGCUAACGAAAGUGGCCUCUACUACAGUGACUGCGCCCCCAAGACUCCUGCCCCAGCGGCCUUGGAUGAUAUCGUGGCCAAGAAACUGUGGAGUCUCAGUUCUUCCAUGGUCGACCUGGUCUGAAGUCAGUAUCCCGCUAUUCAUGAUGCACAGGUCAAAAAAGUCAUUUACUGCAUUUUCUUCCCCCGCAUUGGUUUUAAUGAGACCCAUAAACUUUGCACUGUAAACAUUCUGUGAUCUGUGAAAUUAUUAGGGACACAAGAGUUACAAUAAAAUUGUAGUAUUAAAAAAGAUCAAUUUGUGAUGAGAAAAAUGUAGAAAAGACUGUUACUCAUACAUUUUCAUUGUCAUUAAAGUUGAUUUUUUUCAAUGUAAGUUUCUUUCCAGUAUGUCCUUUGUCGCAAAUGUCCUUUUUGUCUAUGGAUGGAGAAAGUCUACACACCCCUGUUCAAAAUUAUUCCAAAACUUUAAUCCUAAAAUGCGAUCUACACCUGUAAACUGACAUAAUGUGGUUGCACAAGUGUGCACACCCUCUUGUGACAGGUGGUGUCACUGUUUGGUAAUUAGCAGUGUUAUUACAAAACCUUCAGGUUUGUGCUCGAAAGAAAAAAGUCAGGAAAAGCAAACAAAGGUUCAAAAUGAUUGUUUUUGUUCUCAUUUUUUAUAUCACAAAACCCAACAACAGUGGCCUGUAGACUUUUGAAUCCUCUGUAUAUCUUUUUUUUUUUAAAUGUAAUUCAACUAUUGAGUUUGUUUUAAAUCCAGUUCAUUAUAUUGCAUGUAUUUGCAUACCUGCAGUUCCAGUUUAAAGUGAAGUUUCAACAUGAAUCAACCUUGGCACGCAAACGUGCAGAGAAUAAAAUAAGUCUUGAACAUUUUUUCUAAUAUUACAACAUUUGACUGAACAUAAAUGAAAAUUUAUGAAACAACUCCCUUCUGUCAUGACCCCUGUGCUAGGACAAUUUAUGUGCACCAAAUUAAACAUAUUUAAGUUAAAACAAAAAAUAUUGUGACUUUGGGUCUGUAUACUUACAUUU